AAAAGAAAAGACCAAUCAAUCUACUGCGUCUCUCUCCUUCAGCAGACAACCUCGUGUUCGAUCCGUGCCUGGAAGGAGCACCCGAAUCUCAAUCCCUCGCCUCGCCUCGCCUCGCCUCGCAGUUCUCUUUCGGCAUUCAAUACAAGAUUUUAGGGUUUGGAAUUUUUUUCUGGAUUGGGGGACGAUGGAUGCGAGCCGAAGGGCUGUAGAAUCUUAUUGGAGGUCUCGCAUGAUAGAUGGAGUGACUGCGGAUGAGGAGAAGGUUGCGCCCGUCUAUAAAGUCGAGGAGAUCUGUGAGCUUCUGCGGACUUCUCAUCCGAGCAUCGUUAAGGAGGUUUCGGAAUUCAUUCUUAAGCGGCUUGAUCAUAAGAGUCCAGUUGUGAAGCAGAAGGCUCUAAGACUUAUCAAGUGUGCUGUGGGUAAAUCUGGAGCAGAAUUCAGGAGGGAAAUGCAACGGAAUUCAGCUGCUUUGCGCCAACUAAUUCAUUACAAGGGAAAUUUGGAUCCUUUGAAAGGGGAUGCUCUUAACAAAUCUGUUCGUGAUACAGCUCAGGAAACUGUUUCUGCUCUCUUUACUUCUGAUGAUAAUAAAGCAACAGCUCCAGUUGAAAGCAUCAAUAAGCGUAUUGAAGGCUUUGGUAAUACGAAUUAUGAGAUGCCAGUGGAAGAGAAGAAGUCUUUUCUCAGUGAAGUUGUGGGCCUUGGAAGUGCUUCUAUCAUUCAAGGAAUAACAUCCCUCGCUGUUUCCCAUUCAUUGAAAAAAAAUGAUAGUGGGACUUACCGGAGCCCCAAUCUGAGGAGGUCUCUAACCACAGAAAUAGAUAGCAGGGAUAUAUAUGAACCAGUAAAUGAGCAUCAUGGUGAAACAUGGCAAUCAUCUGGAUCAUCAAGGAGUGCAUCUUCCAGUAGUUGGAAUCUCGAUUCAAGAAAUAGCGUGAUAAGUACAUCAGUUAAUGGGGAGAAUUCUGGUCACGCUGUGGUUAGGAGUCAUGAGGAGAGGCUUUUAGAGACAAUUGUGACUUCAGGAGGCGUACGGCUGCAACCUACUCGGGAUGCUCUCCAGGCCUUUCUCACAGAAGCAUCAAAAUUGGACCCACUUGCUAUGUCCCGUGCAAUUGAAGUGAAGCUUCAAUCUCAUUUAUGGCAGGUCCGAAUGAAGGCAAUCUGUGUCCUGGAAUCAAUUUUGAAGAAACAAGAUGAUGAUUAUUGUUCUAUUAUUGAAUCUUAUUUCAGUGAAAACAACGAUACUGUGGUUAAAUGCUGCGAAUUACCUCAAGCUUCACUGAGGGAGAAGGCAAACAAAGUCUUAAAUCUCCUGGAUGGGGACCAGCAAUCUUCUGCUGGAAACAAGGAUGACUCAACUGAUGGAAAAUCCAAGCCAGUUCCAACUGUUCAUAUGCCCGAUUUGAUCGAUACAGAUGGUCUAGAUGAUGACAAAUCCAGAAAUCCUUCAAAAAAUCUCGUUGAUCAAGGCAUCGGUGAUUUAACAUCAGCUCCUCUAGUGGAUUUAUUGGAAGGUGCCCCUAUUUCCGACGUAAGCAUCAGCAAAAAUGAAAAUGAGGAUGAUCCAUUUGCCGAUGUCUUGUUCCAUGUGACUAACGAGAAGAAGCAGACUGACAUCUUUUCAGGAUUGACAAUAGAUGAUAAAAAAUCCAAUCAGAUUUCUCUCAAUGAAAAGAAGCCCGAGUUUGACUUUUUUGGUUCCAACUCUUCGCAUGUUGAAUCCAAUGGUACGAAAAAUGUUCAAGAUUUGAUGGUUGGACUAUCUAAUUCAGAUGGGAGCAGUCAACAGAGCCAACUUCCUCCCAAUGGGACUUCUCAGGGUAUUGCUGGUUCAAAUGCUUACUACUCUAUGGCUGCCAUGCAAUAUAAUAUGCAGCCAAAUAUUAUGUUUAAUCCAGCUCUUGCUAAUCAGUCCAUGAACUAUGGUGCAAUGGGAGCGUAUAUUGCUCAGCAGCAAUUACUUUAUCAAAAUAUUGGGAAUGCGAAUCCUGGUUUUAUCAAUGCUGCUGGCAUUGCCACGGAUGCUGGUUACUCUUCUUCAGCACUCCCUGAUAUUUUUCAGAUAUCGAAUAAUCCAGUUCAUAGCCAUGGUGCAAUGAUGAGCAACUCGAAAAAAGAUGAGACGAAGGCUUUUGAUUUUAUUUCGGAGCAUAUGUCUGCUGUGCGCGAUUCGAAGAGAAUACGAUGAUUGGUAUUGAACAGAGGGAUGAUCUGCUGUUAUUUAGAGUGUUUGGUGAAUGUUUUUUUUAACAAUUUGAGUAAAUUAUUUCUUCCAUAAUGUAUUUAAGACGUUGUCUAGUUAUGCUCCUACCCUUAGGAAUAUGAAAAACCAGAAAUCAUAUACAUUGAGAGGGAUGUUGGGGAGUGUUGUAAAGAACUUUUGAAAUGAAGUUAAAAUGUACAAUUUGCAUUCUUUGGGUCUUUGUAAUUUGUCUAAAUAUUUUUGGUAUUUAUGAUGUGCU
Messenger RNA from Phalaenopsis equestris, 2465 nucleotides. RefSeq names its product VHS domain-containing protein At3g16270. Gene Ontology annotation, molecular function: phosphatidylinositol binding; ubiquitin binding. The transcript has 6 exons. Bases 185 to 2191 code for a protein of 668 amino acids. Lineage: Eukaryota; Viridiplantae; Streptophyta; Magnoliopsida; Asparagales; Orchidaceae. Gene Ontology annotation, cellular component: trans-Golgi network membrane. The record is from RefSeq and is a predicted model, not a curated record.